This is a messenger RNA of Parnassius mnemosyne (clouded apollo), 1806 nucleotides long. The record is from the annotation of a GenBank genome assembly. Lineage: Eukaryota; Metazoa; Arthropoda; Insecta; Lepidoptera; Papilionidae.
AUGCCCAUCAAUACAAAAUUAUUAUUGCCAGUAGCCUUGGGGCUGUCUAUAGUUACAGUGACGGCAUUUGUGGCUUAUUACAUAUUCAAAAAGGAUGAGGAAGAAACAAAUGAAAAGAAAAUAAAAACAUCAAGAGUUAACAUCAUUGAGGUGACGGUACCAAAAAGUAUUGUCCCUGCAUUAAUUGGCCGAAGCGGUUCGAACAUAAAAGACAUAGAAAGUAAAUCAGGCGCACUGAUCCAUUUUAAAAAGUUCAGCGACAAGGAGUACGAUGUUUGCAUAAUUCGGGGCCGGAGCGAGUCCACGCAGCUCGCCGAGACAAUGAUACACGAGUUCAUUAAGCAGCAGCCGGUUAUUGAGGAGGACACCAUGAUGGUGCCGGGAUGGGCUUGUGGAAGGAUUAUAGGUACAGGAGGUGAAUCAAUAAACGAUAUAAGUCACCGAAGCGGUGCUCGAGUGAAGAUCGAAGGCACCACCAUGGGUGACAAAAACACCCAGCGUCAGAUCUCUUUCCGCGGCACAAAGGAGCAGAUCAGUGUCGCUAAGGGACUGAUAGAGACUUGUGUGGCACAGGAGAAAUGCCGUCGCGAGAUAGAGCAAUCAAAGCGGACCCCCCGGGUUACUAUCCCGCCCCCCGAAACGCAACAACCGCAGGAGACCCCAGGUAGACCGGUCCUCACACAUGCCAAGUAUAAAAGGCCUGAGACCACCACUUCGUCGAUAGAGGUGUACGUAUCGGCCGUGUCCUCACCGUCUCGCUUCUGGGUACAGUUCGUUGGGCCUCAAGUCGCCCAGCUCGAUGAUUUAGUUGCCCAUAUGACUGAAUACUACGGGAAUAAAGAAAACAGAAAUGCGCAUGCGCUGAAGCAGGUGAGCGUGGGGCAGGUGGUGGCGGCGGUGUUCCGGCACGACGGCCGCUGGUACCGCGCGCGCGUGCACGACAUACGCCCCAACGAGUUCGACGCCACGCAGCAGGUGGCGGACGUUUUCUUCUUAGACUACGGCGACAGCGAGUACGUCGCAACACACGAGGUGUGCGAGUUGCGCGCAGAUCUGCUGCGGCUUCGAUUCCAGGCUAUGGAGUGUUUCCUGGCUGGAGUGAAGCCGGCGGACGGAAGCAAUCGUUGGCCUUCCCAAGCCAUCGAACGCUUUGAAGAAUUAACACAGGUGGCCCGAUGGAAACCUCUCCUUUCGAAAACGUGUACAUAUAAGAAGUCAAUUUCAGUGAUUGGAGAGAAAGAGAAGGAGAUACCUGGAAUCAAACUGUAUGAUGUCACUGACGAAGGGUCGCUGGACAUCGGGGAGACGCUGGUGGCGGAGGGCUGGGCGGAGGCCAGCGCGUCGCCGCGGCCCUCGCCGCCGCCCGCGCACGCGCCCGCCACGCCCUUCGGGGACCUCGGCAGCUCCAGGGUACUAGGCAUGUUCCCAAGCAACCGCUCCUCGUCCUUACCCAAGGAUCACAAGGACGAUCGCAGCGAAAAGGACACUACACCUGAACUCUUGAAAGAUCUGACUCCAAUAUCACCUUCAAAAUCACUAUCGUCAGGGUUAGAAUCUUCGGACAAACUGAAAUCCGUAUCCAACUUCGACCUCUCUUAUUCCGAAUUUGGGAAACCUUCUCAAGUAAACGGCUCACACGAAGACUUUCUACAUAAAGAGAGGAAUAAUGUGGACAAAGAAUAUGACGGAGCUACCUCGACUCCUGGCACUCAGUCCUUGAAAACCAGAGACGAGUUCAAAGCCAAUAUGAAUAGGAUCGAUUCUCAUCAUAGUAACCUGGAGUCGUUAGCUCGGUCGCAACACUAG